AUGCACUCUGACCUCACCCUAGAGAUUCUCGACCAACAGACAAUGGAUCUUGGCGAACAAUUUCGUGAGUUUAAAGCGAAAGUUUGCUCUGCAUAUCAUACCCAAGAACUCGAUUGUGAAGUCGACGCACAAUCUCGUCGACAGGCCAAGGAUGCGGCCAAACGGGUAGAGACAGGCAAGGUGAAUAAUGUCGGGCAAGUGACUGCGGCUCCACAAUCUGAGCCAGGUGCCAUCGGUAAAGGAAAAGGAAAAGCGAGUCUGGAGCAGUCCCGGGACAUACCUGUGCCAAAGCAGCUGCAAAGGAAAAAGUUGUUUAAUUUUCAAACUUACAAGUUUCACGCGCUAGGAGAUUACGUGGCCUCCAUCCAUCAUUUUGGAACAAUGGAUUCGUACAGCACCAAACCAGGAGAACUAGAGCAUCAUACGUCAAAAGACAGAUAUCGUCAUACUGAUCGAAAGGCCUUCGUUCACCAGCUAACUCAGAUCGAGCAUCAUCAGACACGUUUGCGCCACAUCAAGCAACGGCAACAAGGAAAAGACUUUUGUACAGAAGUGAAUGAAAUGACGAACGACCCUGAAGUACAUCAUUAUAUUGGCCAAAGUGAGAAGAAUUAUGAUGAUAUUGGUCACUACCUCCGUAGCCACGUGCAUGACCCUGCUAUGAAGCACCCUUUCGUCGAUUUCAACGGCCCAGAAUGUUUUGUCCUCAGUGCUUAUCUGGCGCACAACUACCGCCAGGUCUCUCCGAUAUAUUGUCCAGAUUAUGUGUCGGUCAACAGUUUAGAUGGUGUUCUACCCGUAGUCGGCGCACUCGCAAUUCCUCACGUCGAUGAAACACUGUUUCAUACAAUAUACAAAAAGCAGUUUGGUGAUGGUGAUUUCCUUCGGGCUAUUGACGCCCAUUUUUGCCGGCCAAAUGGGGCAGGGAUGAUUACUCCAGUGUGGCAACUCAGCAAGUUAAAUGACAUCAUCCAAUUCAACCCGGCGCCAUUCCCAUAUGGCUUCCCGCCUCCCAUAGUGACCAAUGUGUCAUCUCUUCCCACCCACUUUCAACCAAACAACCAACUGACUUCUGUGUUUGUGCCUCCUGCCCUCCUAUCAGUUGGUGGGCCAGCUUGGCCUUGUGACUUUGAUUAUGGAUAUGAGCAGGAAGAUUAUCCCGUAGCUUCGCUUGGUUACGCUGAAGAUUCGGUCAUCCCUCCACAAGACACAGAAAUGGAUGGCGGAUUAUUUGGGCAGCUCGCUCCUACAAUCACAAGGGUGUUUCAUGACACUUUGAGAUGGACAGGCGUCGACAUUGCAAUUAAUAAUGACGACAGGUCAGCAAUCAAAGCCGCAAUGAACAGCACUUGUUGGAGAUGCCCAAUUUACUUAAUGAAGUAUUUUCUCUAUGGUACUUUCUGGCUUGGCUUGGGGAACCUGUUCACCACCACAAAGCAGGAACAACGUGUCAUACUCACCAAUAGCUUCUUGAGCGCAAUAGCUCAUGAUCAAACAACGUUGCAAGAAUUGGUCAAUGAACCGGCAAUCUUACAGCGUGCAGUUGCACAUUUUCCCAGUGGAACGUCCAUCAGAUGGGACAUCAUUCAUUUGCUUUUUUCUGGUACCAUCAAGAAUAGACUGUCAGAUAUGCAUAAGGUAGUCCAGGGAUGCACCAGACUCGACAACUUCUCUGGUGGUGGUACAGUUCAAGAACAGGAGGCGAGGGUCAAAGCAUUAUUUGAUUCUUUUAACUCGAGUGACCAACAGGACAUCGAACGAGCUAUUGCUGAACUUGUGGAACUGUAUAUGUUCGGGGAACUCAUGUGGAUGUCAACAUUCCAAACCGUGAUCGGCUUGGCUGAGGGUACCCGCGAUGGCAGGGUUGCUGACCUUUUUCCUCAAGAAGUUUGA
Messenger RNA from Suillus fuscotomentosus, 1893 nucleotides. RefSeq lists its product as uncharacterized. The transcript is spliced from 9 exons. Lineage: Eukaryota; Fungi; Basidiomycota; Agaricomycetes; Boletales; Suillaceae. The coding region runs from base 1 to 1893 and encodes 630 amino acids. The record is from RefSeq and is a predicted model, not a curated record.